Nerophis lumbriciformis (worm pipefish) is the source of this 1362-nucleotide messenger RNA. NCBI's taxonomy places the organism in Eukaryota, Metazoa, Chordata, Actinopteri, Syngnathiformes, Syngnathidae. The record is from RefSeq and is a predicted model, not a curated record.
ACGUUUACAGUGAGCCUGACCACAAUGAGGGUGCCAUAUUUCCCAGCAAGGUCAGUCCUUUUCCGUAAGGAGCCCAAUGGAGUGACCUACAGAGUUCCGGCACUGCUCUACCUGACUCGCUGCAACUCUUUCCUGGCCUUCUGUGAAGAGCGGCUCAGCCCGUCUGACUCCCAGGCUCACCUGCUGGUCAUGAGGAGAGGGACAUUCUACAGGAACUAUGUUGAGUGGGAAAGCAUGCAAGCUCUCGGCACGGCGUACCUGCCGGGACACCGCUCCAUGAACCCGUGCCCUGUGUACGACGACUUCACGGGCACCCUCUUUUUGUUCUUCAUCGCCAUUCUGGGCCACACCCCCGAGUCCUUCCAGCUGGCCACUGGGAAGAACUUAACACGCCUUUGCUAUGUCUCCAGCACGGACAAUGGAAUUACAUGGAGUCCGGCUACUGACCUCACACAACAGGUUCUUGGAGACACUAUCAAAGAAUGGGCCACUUUUGCCCUGGGACCGGGCCAUGGCAUUCAGCUCAAGUCCGGACGCCUACUCAUCCCCGCUUAUGCCUACCACAUCGAGUGCAAACAGUGUUUCGGAAAGCUAUGCCAGACGUCCCCACGCGCCUUCUGCUUCCACAGUGACACCCAUGGGCGAACUUGGCAUUUCGGGGGCACCGUCCCGGGCCUGGAGAGUGUGGAGUGCCAGGUGGUGUCUGUGGACGAGGAAGAUGGGACCAACUUCUUGUACUGCAACGCACGAAGCCGGUUGGGCUUCAGAGUGCAGGCUCUCAGUCUUGAUAACGGGGCUACAUUUCAAGAGGGUCAGCUGGUUCAGAGGUUGGUGGAACCUCGGAAUGGUUGUCACGGGAGUGUGGUGGGCUUCCCAGCUCCAUUACAUUUCAACUUUAAUGCCCAACAUUCCAGACACUUAUCACAAGAAACUGCCUUUCCAAAUUUCCUCACCCCCACGUGGGUUGUGUACUCUCACCCAACAUGGACCAGCGCCCGCAAAGAUCUAGGCCUCUUUCUGAGUCUUUAUCCCCGGGACCCCGACAGUUGGCGCGGGCCUUGGGUGAUCUACGAGGGUCCGUGCGCUUACUCCGACUUGGCGCACGUGGAGCUUCCGCCCUCGACCGGCUCCCCGCCCGCCGUGGCCUUCGCCUGUUUGUUUGAGUGUGGGACCAGGACGGCCUAUGAACAGAUCUGCUUCUGCAUCUUCACCCUCUAUGAACUCAUUGACAACCUCCCGCCAGGCGUGACUUUACUAAGCAAGGAUCAUAACAAAAAGCGAGGGCCCGAAGUCAACGCAGGCAGAUGUAAUGUUCGACACAUGAAGAGGAGGAAGCUUGGUGACUUUUGUACUUUGUUUUAA